AUGUCUGAAAGUCUGUGUCCUUUGUGUAAAACAGAGCAGUUUGAGAGUAAUCUCAAGCGGAACAUUCUUCUCGAGGAGAUCGUUUCGUGUUAUGAGCGGCUACGACCAGAGCUUUUGGAGCAACUACAGGUGCCUCAAGAGUCCACGCCUUCUGAGGCUCCUAAAGAGCCAGAGCCUGAAGUUAUAGAGGUUUCAGAUGAAGAAGCUCCAAAAUCAAAACCUGUGGCGCUGGCGCCCGCUGCCGAUAACCUUGUCCAGUGUCCCGUGUGUGCUCAGAGCAUGACUGCUGAGUUCCUUCAAAGAAGCCAUUUGGACGACUGUCUCAACGGUAAGAGCCCAAAGGUUCCACCUCCACGCGCUGCUCCAACUCCUCAAAAGAGACCAAAAGGGAUCUCUUCGUUUUUCCAGCCUCGGAAGCGUCAGGAUGUGAAUCAUUCGUCAUUCUACUUCUCCCAGCCAGAGAAGCAUCGCCAUGAGAUCAAGAAGAUCCCUAAAAUCGACUUUGCAUCGCUUGCCACGCCGAAAAUCAAGGAGAAGUUGAGCCAGCUUAAACUUCCCACUUCUGGCACGAGGCACCAGCUUGAACUUCGGUAUAAUCACUACUACGUUUUGCAUAAUUCCAAUCUGGAUAGUAACCAUCCGGUAAACGACUUGGCCCUUCGUCAGAAGCUUCUACAAUGGGAGAAAUCACACGCCGCAUUCACAGCAAGUGCAUCUUCCAACGGACUCUUUGCCGAUUCGUUGAGCCACAAGUCUAUCACCGAUAAGGACUUCCCAGUGGGUCUUUGGCUUGAGAAGUACAAGAAAGCUUACAAACGGUUGAUCCGUGCAGCCAGAUCGAGCCACGAGAAGAAGGGGAAGGCGGCAGAUGACGAUAGCAAGAGUCCUAAUGGUCAGGCAAAUGGAGAUGUGGAAGUAGUCCAAGAAUGUACGGCUGAAGCCACGCCUGAAAAAGCCAAGGAACCAAGCCCCCAGGAGGGCCCUAAGGAGGGCCCCGAGGAACCUGAACCUCAUCUUUUGCUGAAAGUCAUGAUCGAUGAGUCGUCGUACUUGACUACGCACGAAACCGCUCUAGCGGUGGUGGCCACUUCGAUGAAGAAAGCAAGACUUUCUCUAGAUACGCUAGUGAUCAACCUGUUUAUGGGCGGUUUGCUAUUUACUUCGGGCGGUAUGCUUCAUGGGAUGAUCACGUCUCAUUGCCCAGAGACACUCAGUUCAAACCCAGGGUUUGUGAUGUUGUUGCAGGGUCUCGUGUACCCGAUUGGGCUUUUUUACGUUGUCAUUAUGGGUGUGGACCUUUUCAACUCCAAUAUUUUGUUCUUCCUGGUGGGUGUAGCUCGCAGAGCUGUGAGUGUAUUGGACCUACUAAUAUCGUGGUUUGUGAGCUGGUGGUUUAAUUUGGUGGGUAACAUUUUCGUGUGCUACAUUGUGUGUCACUAUUCGAAGGUUACUGCUACGCCGCUUAUGAUCGAAGGCUCCAAGCUCAUUUUACAGGAGAAGGCUGAACUUGCUUUCCAUCAGACCCUAAUACGAGGCAUGGCUGGUAACUUUUUUGUGUGCUUGGGCAUAUACUUGCAGCUCAUGGCUAAGCCUUUGCAUGUUAAGUUCCUCAUGAUGCUUCUACCUGUUUUCACCUUUGUUUCUAUGGGGUUCAGUCAUUCCAUUGCUGAUAUGUAUAUGGUCAUUGUUGGUUUGAUCAACCACAGUCCAGUAUCUGUGGGUACUGUCGCGUGGAAAGUGCUUCUACCUUCAACUCUUGGUAAUAUAAUUGGUGGCUCUUUCUUUGGCCUUGUGGUGCCAUGGUAUCUUCACUUGUUUGUUGUUGAAAGAGAUCAGCGCAGACUCCACUUGCCUCUGUACGAGAUGAGAGAUGAACAGCCAGAAUUGAACCAGGACUCCAGAGUUGUUCGUGUUGACCCAAGAGAUGAAGAGGAGGCUGAAAGAGAGAACGAACUCGAAGAGGAAAAGAAAGAAGCGGUUCGUGAAGGCGACCUGGAUUCUCUUGAUAGUUCCAGGUUGGGCGCCGAGCUGAAUGCGCCUGUCACUGCGUUGUACAGACCUUCUACUGGAAGAUCUACAAGAUCUAUACGCAGAAUGAAGUCUUACAGAUCUCCUGCUAACGUCUUCCCUGUUUACGGUAUGGAUCAUCCACGUGAACGUGAAAUGUCCAUUGCCUCCGGAAGACCUAGCUCCGACCGGUUCUUCGAUGCGCCUAAUGCUGAAGAUGAUGAUGGUGCAGAUUAUCUCGGAGAUCAACUCCGGCGUACCCUCUCACGCCAGACAUCUAAAAGGUCUAAGGAUAAAGACCUCGAAGCUCAGUCACUGAACCAAUCCUCACCUGACAGAAGACAAUCCGUGUCCACCGUUAAUAUCCCAGGACAACUAAGAAAGUUCUCCUUCAGCAAUCGCAGGGCUAAUAGGCAUGACCUUGAUGAUCUUAAUUCCCGUUUCAACAAGGCUGGUAUCACAGAAAGAGCAGCCAAUGCUGCGAACGAGGCCGCCGGUACUUCAGACUUUAUUGGCCGUGACCGUGCCCAGCCUAUGAUGAUGACCCGCUCCACUUCCACUGUGGGACCCACAUCUGUUCCUGAAGAGGACCGUUCAAGCACCCCUACUUCUGUUGGAACAGUGCAGCCAUACGAUCCCACUCUAGACCAAAUGAACAAAGCAGCUGACGCCGCAUACGUCGACGACGAGUGUCAGUGGGACUCGCUCAACCUUGAUCCUCGGAUCAUCCAGGCUGUGGACCACUUGGGUUUCAAAAACCCCACCCUUAUCCAAUCAAGUGCCAUUCCUUUGGCUCUCGAAGAGAAAAGAGAUAUCAUCGCCAAAGCCAGCACUGGCUCUGGUAAAACUGCCGCUUAUAUGAUCCCAGUUUUGCAGAACAUCCUCACGUCUGAACAGGAAAAGUGUGUCAAGAGCAUUGUGCUUGUUCCAACCAGAGAGCUUGCUAACCAGGUGGCUCAGUUCACAGAGAAGCUUUUGGUUUACAGUAACCAGAAGAUUAGCGUUGUGAACCUUUCAAGCAACAUUUCUGACCAAGUGCUUAGAUCAUUGCUUACCAACAAACCAGACAUUUUGGUCGCUACCCCUGCCAAACUUAUCCAGGUGCUUCAGGAGAACGUCAACUCCAACCUUAUAGAUCUCUCCAAGACCAGAAACUUGGUGAUUGAUGAAGUCGACUUGGUGCUUUCUUACGGAUAUAUGGAGGAUUUGGAACAGCUAGAGACAUUCUUGCCAGUCAAGACGAAUUUGCAGACGUUCUUGAUGUCUGCCACGAUUAACGAUGACCUUAAUGAACUUAAAAGCCGGUUUUGCUCCAAGCCAGCUGUACUCAAACUCAACGAAGAUAACGCCACAAACGAUAAACUUGUUCAGUAUUACGCUCGUACCACCGAGUUUGACAAGUUUUUGCUAGCAUAUGUGAUUUACAAGUUGAACUUGAUCAAGGGUAAGUCUCUUGUGUUUGUCAACUCCAUCGAGCGUGGUUACAGAUUGAAAUUGUUUUUGGAGCAGUUUGGUAUCCGUUGUUGCAUUUUGAACAGUGAGUUACCUGUCAACUCUCGUUUGCAUAUUGUUGAUGAGUUCAACAAGAACGUCUAUUCUUUGCUUAUUGCAACGGACGAGACCAGUGAUUUCACCGUUGAAAAGGAUGAAGAAGAGGAGGAACAGGAAGAAGAACAAGACACCAAGAAGGAAAAAUCUUCUAAGAAAUCCAAGGCAAAGAAGGAUAAGGAGUAUGGUGUCUCUCGAGGAGUCGAUUUCAGAAACGUUGCAUGUGUACUUAACUUUGACUUGCCAACGACGGCCAGAGCUUAUGUGCACCGUAUAGGAAGAACUGCCAGAGCUGGAAAAGCUGGUAUGGCUUUAUCUUUCGUCAUUCCUGAGAAGGAGGUUGGAAAGCAUAGAGUUGCAACCUUGCCUACUGCCAAGAAGGACGAGAAGGUGCUUAGGAAGAUCGUCAAGCAGCAACUGAAGAACGGUCUCGAAAUCAACCCAUACCAAUUCGACAUGAAGCAGGUCGAAGGUUUCAGAUACAGAUCUGAGGAUGCAUUCAGAGCUGUCACUGGUGUUGCGAUCCGUGAAGCUCGUAUCGCCGAGUUGAAGAACGAAUUGAUGAACUCCGACAAGCUUAAAAGAUUUUUCGAGGAGAACCCACAAGACUUGGCUUCUUUGAGACACGACAAGGAAUUGCAUCCAAGCAGAGUUCAGACACAAUUGAAGAGAGUGCCUGAAUACUUGCUUCCAGCCGCUGCCAGGGCUGGAACAAAGAAAGAUCUUGGGUUCAUUCCUUUCACGAAAAAGAGCAAAGUCAGAAAGAACAGCAAGAAGAAGGGAGGUCGCAAAUCUGACCCGUUGAAGAGAAUUAGGUAA
This is a messenger RNA of Candidozyma haemuli, 4374 nucleotides long. Its product is annotated as ATP-dependent RNA helicase DBP9. The transcript has 3 exons. The coding region runs from base 1 to 4374 and encodes 1457 amino acids. The record is from RefSeq and is a predicted model, not a curated record. Gene Ontology annotation, cellular component: membrane. Gene Ontology annotation, biological process: nitrite transport; DNA repair; transmembrane transport. Gene Ontology annotation, molecular function: high-affinity secondary active nitrite transmembrane transporter activity; ATP binding; DNA binding. Lineage: Eukaryota; Fungi; Ascomycota; Pichiomycetes; Serinales; Metschnikowiaceae.